AUGUCAAGUGGGCGUAGGCACUCUGUCUCGGGUGAUCACUACUCACACAGGGGUAGAUACAACUAUGACUACGAUAAUGACAGCGCAUACGCCUCAAGAGGGGAGGAGGAUGAUUACAACCCGUAUGACCGAAGGAGGCGUGAAUCAAGUCGCCGGGAGCCCAUGAGCAGCGGACGCCGUUAUUCACCAGAGCGACAGCAGCACCGACGUUCUCAAAGAGGAAGAAGCCAGCACGUGGAUGACUACAACCCGAGAGACAAGUACUACCUCUCUGACGAGGAGGAUAUUGGCUUUAGGUCACAGUCUGCACAACCGCAAAGGACACCAUGGGACGAAUCGCCGAGGCGACGAAGCAGGGGAGACGAGGACGACUACUUUAGCAGACGGCGGCAGUCGACGGCGGCUAGCGGCAGGGACCACUCGUCACACCGGCACGAUAGGUCCGGGUCUAGUAGGCCGCAUCGCUGUGGCUCCCGUGAUUACGAUGCAGAGCACGACCGCCACGAAUCAGACCGAAGGGGAAGCCGACGUGAUGCUCCUCCAAUGCUCCGCCGGCAGUCGAGCUCGGCUCCUCCACCCGCUAACCGUUCUACCUACCCACCAUCCUCUGGAGGCAGGCGAGAACGCUCUAAAUACCCACCGAGCACCACUGAAACGCGAAGUUACCCUCGUGGCAGGCACCGAAGCAGCAGCGAUCGUGGAGAUGGCGAUCGCGGGAGGCGAAGCAGAAGCAAUAAUGAGAGCACAGCUGGCGGGCGCAGCAAGAGCAGAAGCAAAAAAGAUAGCCCCUUUUCGGAUGUGCCAUGGUCACAAGCUGCCCGCUGCGCUCUAGAGGCAGGCACCAUGGCUGCCCUACGCAGCUAUGACUCCCCAGGUAACUGGAUCGGGACUAAGGGCGCCCAGAUCGCCACGGCUGCCGUGGGCGCUGCGCUCGUCGACGGAGUCAUUGCAAAUAAGAAGCCCAACCUCAGGGGUGGCAAGAGACAUGCAGUCCUUCGACAAGUCACAAACACUGCGCUGGGCAACCUGAUUAUGAACCCUGCAGGUUCAAUGGUUGAAAAGAAGGAGCCUGUGAACAAGACAAAGCAUGCCAUACACAAUCGCAUGCACCGUGGUGGUGGUGGCCGUCGGCGCUGA
Molecule: messenger RNA, 1137 nt
Organism: Pyricularia grisea
Lineage: Eukaryota; Fungi; Ascomycota; Sordariomycetes; Magnaporthales; Pyriculariaceae
Exons: 1
Coding region: 1-1137 (378 amino acids)
Source: RefSeq, a predicted model, not a curated record